This is a messenger RNA of Dibothriocephalus latus, 267 nucleotides long. Lineage: Eukaryota; Metazoa; Platyhelminthes; Cestoda; Diphyllobothriidea; Diphyllobothriidae. The record is from the annotation of a GenBank genome assembly.
AUGCGUGCUAGAUUCGGGCCGGAUGGAUUGAUGACCCUGGUAAUUGCGCUGGUUUGCGGCGUGGAGGAAUUCCCCCGGGAUCAGCGGAUUGUCACAUGCACCGGCCGACGCAGUCUGCGUCUACAGCACGUCCACCUUAAGAGGGUGCACCAACGCACACCGGCAAAAUUAACCCCAACAACCAGCAGCCAACGUCAGUCCUUUUAUCCCUGCGACGUCCGAGCCAAUCAGGAAAACCGACUUAGAAAACGCACCAGUGUAGUCUGA